UGGGCACGUGUAAGUUCUUCAACAAUUUCACACGGUUUCGGUUGCCAUUUCACAAAGCUCGCUCUCUCCCCAAUCGCAGCCAUCUCUGGCAAAAACUUUCCGUCGCUUUCUUGGUUUUCUCCCCUCUCUAAUCUCCGAUCCUUCAAUUUCUCCAGGAUCUAGGGUUUCUCCCGCUUCCUCACCCCUUAAAAAAUAAUCCAAACUGCAUUGAAUCUCGAAACUCAACUUCUUCGAGCUUCGAUUGUCUGUAGGGUUCUUCUGAUUUGAUAAUUGUGAAUGAGAGAGAAGUAAGAGGGAUCGAUUCUAAUGAAUAUGGAGAUCGGGACAGAUGCGGCGUUGUUUGACGCCGAAAUUUUGCAGCUCACGGAGGUGUCUCCUCUGACCCUCAAAUCGAACCCGGCCUUCGUUGAGAAGCUCUUUGAGCAGUGGCUCUCGCUCCCCGACUCUAAUCGGCAGGUAACAUCAUUGGUCAACGAAGCAAAGGCAGGUGGUCCCUUGAAUGUCCCUGGAAACUCUUCCAGUCCACAUGCUUCCACAAGCAAUAUUUUGCCUUCAAUGUUUCCUGCAGGAAGUGCCCCUCCGUUGUCACCAAGAAGUAUAUCUGGUUCUCCUCGGAUAAUGAAGCAGAGGGCAGGUCCCUCAAAUUUAGCUUCACCCCUGAAAGUGGUUAGUGAGCCAGUUAAAGAAUUGAUACCUCAGUUUUACUUUCAAAAUGGGCGUCCACCUCCAAAUGAGCUAAAAGAGCAAUGUUUAUUUAGAGCGAAUCAGUUUUUCUCUGGCCACCUGAAUGGACUGCAGAUGCAUGAAUUUAAAUCAGUUACUAAGGAUGUCUGCAAGCUACCAUCAUUCUUCUCCGCAUCCAUUUUCAGAAAGAUUGAUAGUAAUAGCUCUGGUUUUGUGACGAGGGAUGCAUUUCUCAAUUAUUGGGUAAAUGGAAACAUGCUGACAAUGGAUAUAGCAACCCAAAUAUAUACUAUUUUGAAGCAACCGGAUGCUAAAUUUCUUACCCAGGAUGACUUCAAACCCGUGCUUCGAGAACUUUUGGCAGCUCAUCCAGGGUUGGAGUUCUUGCAGAGCACACCAGAGUUUCAAGAAAGAUAUGCUGAAACUGUAAUAUACAGAAUAUUUUACUACAUAAAUAGAGCUGGGAAUGGUCAUCUUAGCCUCCGGGAGCUGAAACGUGGUAACUUAAUUGACGCAAUGCAACAUGCAGACGAAGAAGAGGACAUCAACAAAGUAUUGAGGUACUUCUCUUAUGAACAUUUUUAUGUUAUAUACUGCAAGUUUUGGGAGCUGGAUACGGAUCAUGAUUUUUUGAUCGACAAAGAGAACCUUAUCAGAUAUGGUAACCAUGCGCUUACCUACCGGAUUGUUGAUAGAAUAUUUUCUCAGGUUGCAAGGAAGUUCACUAGUAAGGUUGAGGGAAAGAUGGGGUAUGAAGAUUUUGUGUACUUCAUACUGUCAGAGGAGGAUAAAUCAUCUGAACCUAGUCUUGAGUAUUGGUUCAAAUGCAUUGAUCUGGAUGGAAAUGGGAUUCUUACACGGAACGAAUUGCAAUUCUUUUAUGAGGAGCAGUUGCAUCGAAUGGAAUGCAUGGCCCAAGAGCCCGUGCUCUUUGAGGAUAUAUUGUGCCAAAUAAUUGACAUGAUUGGACCUGAGAAUGAGAGCUAUAUCACACUGCGUGACCUGAAAGGAUGUAAACUCUCAGGAAGUGUAUUUAAUAUUCUUUUUAACCUUAAUAAGUUUAUGGCCUUUGAAACUCGUGAUCCAUUUCUCAUUCGCCAGGAACGUGAGAAUCCAACAUUGACAGAAUGGGAUCGCUUUGCGCAUAGAGAAUAUAUUAGACUUUCGAUGGAGGAAGAUGUUGAAGAUGCUUCUAAUGGGAGUGCAGAAGUUUGGGAUGAAUCACUUGAGGCUCCUUUCUGAGUUAAGUUAGGUCUUGCCAAGGACGCUCCGGGUUCUUGUAAAUUGGCCAUCUGUCAAAGACACUCUUGAAUUCAUGUAUCAGCUCUUGAAUGAGCUGUGCAGAUACUAUCGACCACAUCAGGCAGAAAUUCUUUGCUUGGCUUUGUGGAAUGGGUUUUUGAUGCGCCGAAGUGACUGUUCAGAUCCCUCUGCAUUAAAAUGAGAAACAAUGAGAGUUACAAAGGAACCUCCCUUUACAUCAUUCAAACUCUCUCCCGGAGGUGAGUAUAUAAUGCCAGAUUGAAGUAAUUCGGAGCAUUUAGUACAAUAUUUGAUUAUUUUUCCUUUUUCGAUUAUCUUUGUAAGAUAUCAUUUAUGUCAUCAUCCCUUUUUAAGUUAGUGGAUCGUUCUUUUAAUACUUCAAAUUGUAUGGUAGUGUGUCCUGGCAGUGCUUUCGGCCAUUUUGGCUCAAAUUCUGGUCAUUUAUAAAUUUGAUUCUAGUUUGUUUCAUCCUUGA
Messenger RNA from Juglans regia (Persian walnut), 2422 nucleotides. Its product is annotated as serine/threonine protein phosphatase 2A regulatory subunit B''beta. Lineage: Eukaryota; Viridiplantae; Streptophyta; Magnoliopsida; Fagales; Juglandaceae. Gene Ontology annotation, molecular function: calcium ion binding; protein phosphatase regulator activity. The record is from RefSeq and is a predicted model, not a curated record. Gene Ontology annotation, biological process: protein dephosphorylation. Gene Ontology annotation, cellular component: protein phosphatase type 2A complex. The coding region runs from base 307 to 1926 and encodes 539 amino acids. The transcript has 13 exons.